CCAUCGUCCCCGCACUGAUAAUAUCUACGUUGUCAUGGCUUCACUUCUUCUUUCACUGUCCCUUCUCCGUCUUCUAUCACUCAUAAUCAUCUCUGCACGCUUGGUAUUGGAAGCAGAAGCUUGUAAUCUGCAGAAUCCGACAAAGUUGUUCGUCUUUGGGGACUCGUAUGUAGAUACCGGCAAUUUCGGGAGAGAUAGGGUGGCGAGUUCCUGGAAACAGCCCUAUGGAAUUACCUUCCCCGGAGAGCCCGCCGGCCGUUUCUCCGACGGCAGAGUUCUCACUGAUUUUCUGGCUAAGUAUUUGGGAGUGAGAUCGCCGAUGCCAUACAGAAUGAGAAAUUUGACGCCACAAUAUGUGAAGUACGGCGUCAACUUUGCAUACGGUGGCACCGGCGUUUUCAACACCUCUUUUCCAUACCCAAAUAUGACUCUCCAGAUCGACUUCUUCCAAUCUCUCAUCGCCGACAGAGUUUACUCCUCCGCGGAUCUCUCCAACUCCGUCGCUCUCGUCUCCGUCGUCGGCAACGACUACACUUUUUAUCUUCAACAAUAUCGCACCACCGAGGUUGCGCCGGAGUUCAUGGCGUCGGUGGUGAAGCAGACGGUUAAAAAUGUAGCUCGGAUCCAUAGAUUGGGAGUGAAGAAAAUUGCAGUGAACGGUCUUCAACCAGUAGGCUGCCUCCCCAAAACGACAGCUUCAUCCUCAUUUUCGCUGUGCAACUCUACUCAUAACACCUUCGCCAGGCACCACAACACCCUCUUAAGCCAAGGUCUGGCCAGAUUGAAGGAAAAAGCCAACGACAAUUCCAGCUUUGUCGUUUUAGACCUCUUCCACAGUUUCAUGUCCGUACUAAACCAUCCCUCCACCUAUAACAUGAAGAACCCGUUCAAGCCUUGUUGCGUUGGGAUGGGCAGCCAGUACGAUUGUGGAAGCGUGGACAACAAAACCCUGGCCAAGAAAUACAGAGUGUGCGACGAUCCCAGGUCGGCUUUUUUCUGGGAUUUGGUGCAUCCAACGCAAGCUGGCUGGCAUGCCGUUUAUAAUAACUUGCGUUCCACCAAUGCUCUUCAACAACUUCUUCAUUAGUACUGGCUGGCCGAUCUCUUUCCCUCGUGCAACUCAAAUUAAUAACGUUGCUAUUAAGUUUAUGUUUGUUGUCACAUUCAAUAAGAUCACUUUACAGAUAUGUCAUGUGAGGGUGGUGCGUAUUCAUGAAUAAAGUAUCCGUUUGGACUUGGAAAACCAAUUGGAACUGUUUG
This is a messenger RNA of Neltuma alba, 1260 nucleotides long. RefSeq names its product GDSL esterase/lipase At5g03610. Gene Ontology annotation, molecular function: hydrolase activity, acting on ester bonds. The record is from RefSeq and is a predicted model, not a curated record. Lineage: Eukaryota; Viridiplantae; Streptophyta; Magnoliopsida; Fabales; Fabaceae. The transcript has 4 exons. The coding region runs from base 35 to 1087 and encodes 350 amino acids.